This is a messenger RNA of Bursaphelenchus okinawaensis, 1572 nucleotides long. The record is from the annotation of a GenBank genome assembly. NCBI's taxonomy places the organism in Eukaryota, Metazoa, Nematoda, Chromadorea, Rhabditida, Aphelenchoididae.
AUGGGUAACAGUGACUCUCAUCUCGACAAACAGGACAUCAAACAUACUAAAGUUUCGCGACAAAUCACUGCACCCCCCAAAAGUGAUCCCAAGCCCGACAAGCGCCACUCCUUGUCACCCAGUAUUCAAAUACCUACUCGCAGUUCCUCGUUGAAGUAAGUGUUUGUUUGAAUUUGUUUCUUUCUUCGUUCCGACAUAAAUUUCGUCGCAUUUUGACAUUCCUUUCAUCUGACGUAAUGUUUCCGAACGUCAGGAUGCAAUGAUUUAUGCUCUGACAAAAUAAAAAAGCAAUCUCAGAAAAAUCUCAGAAAGUAUUUUUUCCAAAACUUCUUUUGAUAAAAAAUCAUUUUUUUUGUAAAAAAUAUUUUUUUAGAAUCGGAAACGGCUCCGACGACGUUGAAUACAUUGAAGAACAGAAGCGAGAAGUGAGUCGGCGGAUUCAGCAACGCCGUGCUAAAAGUUUUCGGAAUCCCAACGGACGUGGGUCGAACGGCAGUUUUCGGCUGCCAAUUUGUCCCAUAACUGGUCUCACUAACACACAAAAGAAGCUGAUCCAGGCCAAAUGGAUGGAGAUGGAUGGGCAGGGCGUGAUGGACAUGGGUCGAAAUGUGUUCGAAACUCUGUUCAGGAAGGAACCUGCCUGUUUGAAGGCGAUCGGACUAGGACAUUUGAUUAAUCGCAGGGACUUGGAAUGGCGUUAUCACGUGAACUACAGGCAGCAUAUCAAGGUGAGCAUGGUGAUGAAUAGGGGUCGAUUUGGCUUUUUAUUCAAGAAUAUUGGGAUUGAUUCGUUUUUUAUUGAGGAAAUCGAGAUUGAUUUGCUUUCUGUCGGCCGUCCUUUCAGCUCAUAAAUAAACGCUGAUUAAAUGUAAAACAAACGUUCAUGAAAGUGAUUAAAGAUUCUAGAAGGCAGACUUCUUUUAACAUAAAUUAAGCUACUUUUUGACGAAUUAUAUCAACAAUUACUUUCAGAGAUUCUGCGAAGCCUUCAACGAAGUGAUCAGAUCAUUCGACCAUCCCCGCACCAGUAUCGACCGCCUACAGGAACUAGGCGCCUUACACGCCAACACUUACCUAAAAUCAGAUGAACGAAAAGUCCCUGGAAGCUACUGGGAUGGGCUGGUAUUCGCCAUUAACUACGCGGCCAAAGACUUGCAAGUGGAGUCGUCGAGUAGAGGAAGCGAAUCUCCCUCCAACGUCAUCUUCGACCGGCGGUUUCUUUUGCCCAAUGAUAACGACAACAGCACUCCACCCUCCCCCACCCAGUUCUCCAGCCUCUCGGUCACUCCCCAGCGACGGGCUGGUAGCGUUUGUCCUCGUGUAGCCGAAGCUUGGAAUCUGUUAGCCAACUACGCUGUGAGCCAGAUGAAGUUUGGCUACGAGAUGGAACGACUGCUACACUAUGAACUGAAAAGGCUCGAAAAGGAAUUCGGCCAAACGGACAGUUUCUCAAGCUCAAUCAACCACAGAAGUACGGGAUCAGAAGACGGCACUUACUCGUCUUCAGACUCGCCUCGGUCUUCUGAAAUCAUACGAUGCGAGCCUCCAAUGAUAGGAAACAUUUCGUUUUAA